Molecule: messenger RNA, 3433 nt
Organism: Anguilla anguilla (European eel)
Lineage: Eukaryota; Metazoa; Chordata; Actinopteri; Anguilliformes; Anguillidae
Gene: slc9a3.1
Product: solute carrier family 9 member A3, tandem duplicate 1
Exons: 16
Coding region: 244-2871 (875 amino acids)
Biological process (GO): regulation of pH; proton transmembrane transport; sodium ion transport
Cellular component (GO): brush border membrane; apical plasma membrane
Molecular function (GO): sodium:proton antiporter activity
Source: RefSeq, a predicted model, not a curated record
UUCCUGAAAAGGUCUUCAUGGGAACGAGGACUGGCAGAGCACAGCAGGCAUUCUGACCCACAGGUGUCUACCCCACAGGUGUCAACAAAGGCAGCUACAGAGAGGCAGGAGCAGCGAGGGCGCGGGGCCAGAGCAUUACUGCGCCUGACAAAAGGCAAAGAAAGCAAAGCGGCUAGCGCCGCUAUCGUUGUUGUCGCUCUGCGUUUUCAUUCCGCGAGGAAGCGAGCAGCUCCGGGUCCGGCGAUGGGGCUUCCGCGGAGCGCCGCGCUCGCCCUGCUGGUCGUGCUGCUGGCAGGCCGAGCUUGGGGCGCGGGACUGGCGGUCGACGCGACCGCGCAGGAGAACGCGACCGACGCGCCCGGGGAGGCCGGCGCGCACGGCGCCGUCGACCCCCACGCGAACGCCACUGCCGGCGGUGCGCACGGAGCCGUCAUCACCACCCUGCCCAUCGUCAUCUGGAAGUGGCACCACGUCGAGGUGCCCUACCUCGUGGCCCUCUGGGUCUUCGUCUGUUGGCUCUGCAAACUGGUGUUCGAGCUGAACCACAAGCUGACCAGCGUCAUCCCCGAGAGCGGCCUCCUCAUCCUCAUCGGCUUCGUCCUCGGCGGGAUAAUCUGGGCGGCGGACCACGCCCAGACCUUCGCCCUGAGCCCCACGGUCUUCUUCUUCUACCUGCUGCCCCAGAUCAUCCUCGACGCCGGCUACUUCAUGCCCAACAAGCUGUUCUUCGGCAACAUGGGCGCCAUCCUGACGUUCGCCAUCAUCGGCACCUGCUGGAACGCUGCCGCCCUCGGCCUAUCGCUUUGGGGCGUGCACAUGGCUGGAGCCAUGGGAGAUCUGGACAUUGGCCUGCUGCAGUACCUGCUCUUCGGGAGUCUGAUUGCUGCAGUGGAUCCCGUGGCAGUGAUUGCUGUUUUCGAAGAAGUUCACGUGAAUGAAGUCCUCUUCAUCCUGGUUUUCGGGGAAUCCCUGCUGAAUGAUGGCGUGACAGUGGUGCUGUACAAUGUCUUUGACGCUUUUGUAAGUUUAGGAGGGGAGCGGAUUAAUGCCGCGGAAAUAAUCAAAGGCAUAGUGUCGUUCUUUGUGGUCGCCUUCGGCGGGGCCCUCGUUGGGGUGAUCUUCGCCAUUCUGCUCUCCCUCCUGACCCGCUUCACGAAGAACGUGCAAAUCAUCGAACCCGGGUUCAUCUUCGUGUUCUCCUAUCUCGCCUACCUCACUGCCGAGAUGCUGUCUUUGUCUUCCAUCCUGUCGAUCACCUUCUGCGGCAUCUGCUGUCAGAAGUACGUCAGUGCCAACAUGGACGAGAGAUCGGUGACCACGGUCAGGUACACCAUGAAGCUGCUGGCCAACGGGUCGGAGACCAUCAUCUUCGUCUUCCUCGGGAUCUCCGCCAUAGAUCCGAACAUAUGGGUCUGGAACACCGCCUUCAUCCUCCUGACCCUGCUUUUCAUCUUCGUGUACAGGUUCAUAGGCACCUUCGCCCUCACCUGGGUUCUGAACCGGUACCGACUCGUUCCUUUGGAGGUCAUCGACCAGGUGGUCAUGAGCUACGGUGGCCUGCGGGGGGCGGUGGCGUACGGCCUGGUUGCGCUGCUGGAUGAGAACAAGUUCAAGGAGAAGAACCUCAUGGUCUGCACAACUCUAAUAGUGGUGUACUUCACCGUCAUUCUCCAGGGCGUGACCAUGAAACCUUUGGUCAAGUGGUUGAAGGUGAAGCGGGCCGCUGUGAAAGAGCCCUACCUGAUCGUGAAGCUUCAGAACAGGGCUUUUGAUCACAUCCUCAUCGCGAUCGAGGAUAUUUCAGGACAAAUCGGACACAACUACAUGAGAGACAAGUGGAACCAGUUUGAGGAGAGGUGGCUGUGUUCGUUCCUGAUGAAGCCGAAGAUUCGCAAGUCGCGGGAUUACCUCUUCAGCGUGUUCCACCAGCUGAACCUGAAAGACGCCGUCAGCUACGUCAACGAGGCCGAGCGUAGGGGAUCCCUGGCCUUUGUGCGCCAGUCAGACAGCGACACCAACGUGGACUUCAAGAAGAUCUUCGGCGCCAAUAUGUCGGACAUGCCCGAGGGAACGUGUCACAUCUCGGACUCAGAUUCGGAUCAGACGCUGGCGUCUUCCGUUCUGCGGGACAGCGUACCGUCCGUGUGCCUGGACGUGCACGAGAUGGACAUGCGGGGGCAGAGCGGGAGGGUGCCGGAGGAUAUCAACACGCACCGCCUGCUGCAGCAGCACCUCUACAAGGCCCGCAAACAGCAUAGGCACAGGUACAGCAGGAGCCACAUCAGUGUCAACAAGGAUGAGAACGAGGUCCAGGAGAUCUUCCAGAGGACUAUGAGGAGCCGACUGGAGUCCUUCAAAUCUGCCAAAAUGGGCGUCACCCACAAUAAGAUGAUCAAGCCCCCCAAGAGGGAUCAAACACAAAAGAUGCCAAAUGGAAAAUCAAUCAAUAAAAGUAAAGGACAUCCCUUCAUAGACGAAGAUUUUGAGUUCUCGGACACAGACGGUGCCCAUCUGGACAACCCAGCGAAUUACCCAGCAUCAGCCAGGGGAACGCCCAUGACUGUAACAUACACGGCUGGAGGGGGAAUUGAGAACCCCGCCUUCAUGCCAGACGCCGACCUUGUCGGCCCGGGUGAGACCCCCCCGUGGGAGGCCCCCCCCUGGCAGGCCGCAGCGCAGACGGAGAACGUGGUGGCCCCCUCCCAGAGGGCCCAGGUGCGGCUGCCCUGGUCGCCUAGCAACCUCCGUCGCCUGGCUCCCCUCCGCAUCAGCACACGCUCCACGGACUCCUUCCUCCUGGCGGACGCCCCUUCCAGGGAAGAGCACUUUCCUCCACCACCACCACCACCACCCGACGGGAGCCAGCUCUAGGCCCGACUGUUACAAUCCUCCCUCAAAGAUUAAAAAAAAAAAAACUCAUGCAAGAUAAUCCACACGUCUGCAACCAAAAUGCAAAGCAAACUGCUCUCCACACAGUUCCAGAACUUUCUUUCUGACGUAGUUUAUUUCUGACGCAGAAAUGCGUGGCCUGCAUCUUAUCCCUAAACCUGUGGAGAGUGAACGGGUAUUCUGAUAUUAAGUAAAUAAAUAUAUAUUACCUAUCCAAAUGAAAGAAAUAUAUACAAAUAGAUUUAUUUUGCUAAUUGUUCACUGGUGUAAUUGUUUGAGUGUUGUUUUGUUGUAUUUUAGACAGAUCUGUACCAAUGAUUUUGAGCUUCUAGCCUCUCAAUCUGCUCGAGGCUCUGCACUGUCGAGAGCAUCUUUACCAGAGAUUAUACAUGUUUUAUUCCUAUCCGAUUGUUACAUAUACAAGUUUUUAUUGAACAAAUUAAAUGUGUGAAAUGCUUUUUAAAGCCCUAGGCCAAGACAAAGAACUUAUGAAUGUACAUUUGUUUUGUGUUUCUUAUGUAAUAAAUUUAUGUUAUUUAUUCAA